Messenger RNA from Equus caballus (horse), 2639 nucleotides. The record is from RefSeq and is a predicted model, not a curated record. Lineage: Eukaryota; Metazoa; Chordata; Mammalia; Perissodactyla; Equidae.
CUGCUUUCUGGAAGGAACCUAAGCAUAACUCACUACCCUGAGAAAGAAUGUUUUCCGCACCCAGAAGUCUCCCUCUUGGCUCCACUUCCCAGUUAACGUUCUUUUAAAGGUAUUUACAUACAGGAACCCAAGGGUCAUAUGAGAAAAUGAAGCUUUAGCGCUGAACGUCGUCUUCAGCUGAGACGAAGCCCAAGUGGAGAAUAACUGUGAAGACAUGGAAGAAUAAGGAAACUGAGGCCAGAAUGCUGAUAUGAUUUCUCCAAUUCACUGCAUCCAGGAGUGUGCCAUCCAGGAAUUCAUCUUGACCCUCAGACCAAAGCUCAUUUUACUGCAGGAGAUUUGCUGUGAGUAGCAGGAGGCAGACAGACCAGAUGCAGGAAGAGCUUCUGGAAGCCAGAAAGAUUUCCAGGAGCCCAUCUCCUUCCAAAUCAUCCAGAUCUCAUCCUUUUACAACCGUUCCUGGGUACAAACUCUGGGUUCAGGUUGGUUGGGUGAGUUGCAGGUUCACGGGUGGAAGACCAACCCUGGCGGUAUCAUUUUCCUGUGGCCCUGGUCCAAGGGCAACUUCAGCAAUGAGGAAAUGAUGGAAUUGGAAAAUUUUUUUCGUGGCACCGUCACUGGAAUUCAUUGGGCAUUUCACAACCUUGCUAGUGAAUGGCAGCUUGCAUAUCCCUUUGAGGUACAGAUGGUAGGAGGCUGUGAGAUGCACUUUGGGAGAGGCUCAGUAGGCUUCCUACGGAUUGCUUAUCAAGGAUCAGAUUUCCUCAUCUUCCAGAACAAUUCAUGGUGGCCAUCUCCAACUGGUGGAAGCAGGGCUCAGCAUGCCUCCACACUAUUCAACGGGGAUAUAGUCAUCCUGGAAUCAAUAGACAGGCUCCUCAGUGACACCUGCCCACGUUUCCUGUUGGGUCUUCUUGAUGCAGGAAAGGCAUAUCUCGGGCGACAAGUAAAACCAGAGGCCUGGCUGUCCUCUGGUCCCAGCCCUCAUCCUGGCCAUCUGAUGCUGCUUUGUCAUGUCUCUGGCUUCUACCCAAAGCCUAUUUGGGUGAUGUGGAUGCUGGGUGACCAGGAGCAUCCAGGCACUCAGCAACGUGACAUCUUGCCCAAUGCUGAUGGGACAUGGUAUCUUCGGAAGUCCUUGGAUGUGAAAGCCAUUGAGACAGCUGGCCUGUCUUGCCGGGUGAGACACAGCAGUCUAGGAGGCCAGGACAUGAUCCUCUACUGGGAGCAUCACAUCUCCACGGGCUUAAUCUUCUUGGCAGUAAUAGUGGCCCUGGUGCUUCUGACAGGUCUUGCAUUUUGGCUUAGGAAGCGCUGGAUACGCCAUCAACUUCAAAGAACUCUUCUCCCUUUGGACUGAGAUCCCUGCAGCCCAGGACAUAUCUAAACCCAACAUGGUGAUGAAGUCCUUUCAACUCUUCUUGUACAACAUUUUUUGUUGUUGUUUAUUUUGCUUAAUGAUCCAUUGUGAAUACAAGCUAAAUUUAAUUUUACAGGAUUUGUUGUUCUGACUUGGAUUCUAGGAAUUUAAAACUCAAAUUAUAACUCUGAAUGGAUAAGGUCUUAGCAAACUCCACAUAUUCAAAUAUUAAUGAGUCAUCAAGUCUAUUUAAGAUGUCACUUCCUCCAGAGGGUCUUCUCUGACUUAUGAGUGGAAGCUGUCUCCACUUUGUCUGAACUCCCAGCGAAGUUGAACUGUACUUUGCCAAAUUUACUCCUUACUUCCUGCCCUUUGUUGCAGCUAUUUGGAAACUUUUUCCCCUUAUAAUUUUUAAACUUUUUGAGAGCAAGUCCACGUCUUUUUAAUAUGUGCAACCUUGCCAAAGAAUAUUACCUGCAUAUAAUAUAUGCACAAUAAAAAAAUCUAUGUUGAAUUUAUCCCAAAUUUAUGAUCUUUUCUUAUUCUCUUCUUUCCUGACAAGUUUGUAGUUGUUGAGACUUUUGGUGCUCUUGUUAAAGUCUCCUCACUUGGCCAAAAUCUUCACACUUUCCUAGUUCCUUAGUGACUUCUCUGAGUCCCUGAGGAGAAAUACAGUGUUGCCUCUGACUGUUCUUAUUAUUGAACUAUAGGGACAUAUUGGAGUGAAAAUAUUUCUCCAAAUAUUCUGAACAAAAUGAGGAAGGCAGGAUUUAGGCCCUUGCUAUUCAGUGUGGUUCAGGGACACGUAGCAGCGUUGUCAGCUGGGAACUUUUUAGAAAUAUAUUGUCUUGGAGCUCACCUCAGACCUACUGAAUCAUAAUUUGCAUUUAUCAACAUCAGCAGGGGAUUCAUAAGUUCAUUAAAUUUUGAGAAACACUGAUAUAGGUGAUGCCUGAGAGGUGGUAGUGCAAGAGUGUUACUGAAGAGAAAAGAAGAUGGUGAAGAAAAGAGAACAAGAGUUGAUCCUCAGGAUUGAAGUGAAAUCAAUGCAAGGAGACCACAUACAGUACAUUCUCGUUAUUCAUGGCUGUUGUGUUAAAGUCACUGGGAACACAGUGUUAGUGAAUAGGGAGCCAUCAUUCCUGUGAGAAAUACAGGGUUAUGUUCCUGUGAGCCUCUGGUCACAACAUUUGUGUCAACUGAUGAAUACAUAGCCUUAUUUUGUGUGUAUUUCUGUUUAAAGACAAUUUAUUUAAUAAAUAUGUAUUUCCAAAUAAUA